AUGGUACGAGCCAUGGGUUGGCAUAAGCCCGAGAACUUUGCCGGGUCUUCGAUACGCGCUAUUCUGGUCGGUUUGUUUGUUGCUUCGGGCGGAUUGCUGUUUGGCUACGAUGUGGGGGUCAUCAAUGGCGUCCUUGUGAUGGACGUCUUCCAGGACCACUUCUCCACCGACCGGUCCUGUAGAGAUGACGAUGGUCACAUCGAUCUAUGUCCUUCCGACUCAUCCCUCAUCGUGGGAAUUCUUAGUCUCGGAGCUGUCGUUGGCUCAAUAUUAGCUGCUCCCCUUGGCGAUACUAUCGGUCGUCGCAAGACUUUACUUGCUGCUGUUGUCACAUUUUGUAUUGGGGCUAUCUUUCAAGUAUGUGCUCAAGCGACACCGAUGUUGCUGGUUGGAAGGGCUUUGGCAGGUGUCGCGGUAGGAGCAACAUCAGUCCUCGUUCCUCUCUAUCAAUCCGAGACAGCGCCAAAAUGGAUUCGAGGAAGCAUCAUCUGCGCUUACCAGCUCUCCAUCACUGUCGGAAUCCUCAGCGCAACCGUCAUCAACGUCAUCACACAAAACAUCAACAGUUCAGCCGCCUACCGUAUCCCUCUAGGCCUCCAACUCGUCCCCGGUGUCAUCCUCGCCGCCGGCAUCGCCAUGCUUCCAGAGACACCUCGCUUUUUGGUGAAGAAAGGACGUAAUGACGACGCGGGCAUUUCCCUAAGUCGGUUCCGAAGACUUGAUAUCACGCAUCCUGCUCUUCAGAAUGAGCUGCAGGAAAUUAUUGCUAAUCAUCAGUAUGAGCUCACGUUGGGUCAUGAUUCGUACAGAGAUCUGUUUACAAGCAAUUCCAACCUUGGACGUCGGACUUUGACAGGUUGUGGACUACAAAUGUUGCAGCAAUUGACUGGCAUCAACUUCGUCAUGUACUACGGAACGACUUUCUUCAACACAUCCGGCGUCAGCAAUCCUUUCAUCAUCAACCUCGUUAUGAUUAUCGUCAACUGCGUCUGCACAAUCCCUGGCCUCAUCGUGAUUGAGAAACUGGGACGACGGAAGCUUCUCAUGGCUGGUGCCCUAGGUCAGGCUGUGUGUCAGUUUAUCAUCGGCGCUGUAUCGACGGCCAACGAAACAUCAUCUCAAAACCUCAGAAGUACAUCCAACAUGGCCCUCAUAGUCUGCUGCGCCAUCAACGUCUUCUUCUACGCCACAUCCUGGGGUCCAGUCACUUGGGUCGUAACCUCCGAGAUCUUCCCUCUCAAGGUCCGCGCAAAGGCCAUGUCUGUAUCAACCACAGCAAAUUGGCUCCUGAACUUUGCAGUGGCCUACGCUCCCCCAUUCAUAAUGGGUCGAGGCGCUGACGGCUUCGGUCUGAAGAUAUUCUUCAUCUGGGGAACAUUCUGUAUCCUCGCCAUCGUCUUCGUCUGGUUCCUGGUAUACGAAACAAGCAGAAUGACACUAGAGCAAAUCGACGAAAUGUACGAGCGCGUACAACACGCCUGGGAAAGUCCAGGUUUUAACCCCAGCUGGAGUUUUCAAGCCAUGCGCAAUACUGGCUGGUCUACCACUGAGCAACCAACAGAACUUCAAAACUCCAACACUACGAGCUCGGCAGAGGAUCAGCACUCGAUACAUUCACAUCACCCGCCGAAUUCAGCAACGCCUAUAGCCAACGUUGAUUUUAGUUACUAG
Messenger RNA from Fusarium coffeatum, 1671 nucleotides. RefSeq lists its product as uncharacterized. Gene Ontology annotation, biological process: carbohydrate transport; transmembrane transport. Gene Ontology annotation, cellular component: membrane. Lineage: Eukaryota; Fungi; Ascomycota; Sordariomycetes; Hypocreales; Nectriaceae. The transcript has 3 exons. Gene Ontology annotation, molecular function: carbohydrate:proton symporter activity. Bases 1 to 1671 code for a protein of 556 amino acids. The record is from RefSeq and is a predicted model, not a curated record.